CUUCUUCCUCACUCUCCCGCCGUCGUCAGCUAAUUGCGGAGAAGUACUCUCUGGAGCCGCCACGUCUCAGUGAUCCGACUACGACACCUUUCUUCACUCUUCUUCUUGCGUCUUCUCUGCUCUCGUGGUCUCUCUGUUAUUUAAUUUUAAUCGAUUGAGAUCGCUUUUAGCUCUCGUCUUUGAAUUUUACGGGCAGAAAAUGGGUGAAGAAGCUCGAGCGUUAGAUAUGGAGGAGAUCAGUGACAACACGACGAGACGAAACGAUGUCGUUCAUGACUUGAUGGUUGAUUUAUACCCGCUUAGCAGCUACUACUUCGGUUCAAAAGAAGCUCUUCGCGUCAAGGACGAGAUUAUCUCUGAUCGAGUCAUCAGAUUGAAAUCCAAUUAUGCUGCUCAUGGAUUGAGAACUUGCGUUGAAGCUGUUCUUCUGGUUGAGUUGUUCAAGCAUCCUCAUGUUUUGCUUCUUCAAUAUAGAAACUCCAUUUUCAAGCUUCCUGGUGGUCGUUUGAGACCUGGAGAAUCAGAUAUUGAAGGUCUAAAACGGAAACUAGCAUCAAAGCUAUCGGUUAACGAAAAUGUGGGUGUUUCGGGUUAUGAGGUAGGAGAAUGUAUUGGGAUGUGGUGGAGACCCAACUUUGAGACAUUGAUGUAUCCUUUCUUGCCACCUAAUAUUAAACACCCAAAGGAAUGCACAAAGCUUUUUCUUGUGAGAUUACCGGUACAUCAACAGUUUGUUGUGCCUAAGAACUUCAAACUCCUCGCUGUUCCAUUGUGUCAACUCCAUGAAAAUGAAAAGACUUAUGGGCCGAUCAUGUCGCAAAUUCCUAAGCUUCUUUCGAAAUUCUCCUUCAACAUGAUGGAGAUAUGAACGAACCUCAUGAUCAUUGCCUCUAGUAGCUCUUGCCCCCCGCAAUUUGUGAUAGGAUUAUGUUUGGGGAAAUCGUUUGUGGAGCCUCUCUGAGUCUGUGACUAUAUAAUGUAUAUAGGGCUUAUAAUAUAUAGACAAUGUUGAAGAAUAGCAUGUUCUUGUUGGUUAUAGAGACUAGACAUGAAGUAUACUGAUAGAUAGAUUAAUCAAUUCGAAACAAUUUUUCUUUGUGUGAUAAUUUCGAUGUGUAAUUGAAUGUAUACAUGAGUAAAACAAAUAUAGGGGUGUAUGCUUAUUUGUAUAUUCCUUGUUGAAGAAAACCUUGUUAUCUUCAAACAUGAAACCGAGAAACAUAAGUAAAGAUUUU
Molecule: messenger RNA, 1235 nt
Organism: Arabidopsis thaliana (thale cress)
Lineage: Eukaryota; Viridiplantae; Streptophyta; Magnoliopsida; Brassicales; Brassicaceae
Gene: CFIM-25
Product: homolog of CFIM-25
Exons: 7
Coding region: 200-868 (222 amino acids)
Biological process (GO): mRNA 3'-end processing
Cellular component (GO): mRNA cleavage factor complex; nucleus
Molecular function (GO): mRNA binding
Source: RefSeq, marked reviewed